UGUACUCGUUACUCGCAUAAUUCUAUCACUAUUUGUCCCUAGCCAUGUCCAAAUCGAAAACAAUUUUUUUUCUUCAUUGUGUUUAGCGUUUGUUAAUUGUUGUCUUGUGAUAAAAUGAAGAAGUUUCCAGUGAAAAUUGAUUUGUCAACUUUUUUUGACGAUGAAAGAAAGUUUGUUAUAAUUCUUGUAGAUCCACUAUGGAAAAGCGUACAAUGUUUGCAACAUCGUGUGGAAGAAAUAUUUGACGUACGACCGGUACAUUUUCUCACGGAUGAUAAUCUUUUUAUUCCACCGCAGGAAUCUAUAGAAGUUAUGGAAUUCACCGGAUCACUUAAUUUGAGUUUUUCCAGGGCAUUCAUACCAAAACUUGCUCUCGAGGAAUCUCGUCGUCGUCGUUCAAAGAAAUUUAAUCCGGAACCUUUGCCGACUGAGAAAGAGUCAGUUAAAAAAAGGAAAUAUCAUACAUUGGCUACUGAAAUCUUAGAUGUUUCUAUUCAGAAUCAAACUAAAAAGUCGAAGUGUACACCAUUAGAGGCGUCCAACGUGGCAACUCCAGUUUCCAACGAGUCCCAAGAAAUCACAAGUACCAAUGAACAGACUUGUGCAUUUAAGCAAACUACGAAAAUACCACCAAAUGAUAGUCCAGCUGAACUCGGCGCUCGUAAUCGCAAAACAUCCAAUUCAGAUAUUUUAAAAAAUCAGAGUUAUACGGCUAAGGAAGAGGAAGGGUUAGUAUCGAUAAGUAAACCUAAAAAAAAACGAUCUCACAAACGAGAGAUUGAGACGGAUGGAAAAAGGCAAAAUGUAAAUUCUGAAACAAUGCAGCUGGAAAUUUGCUCGUCGACUUUCCUUACCAAUUCAAAAUCAAUCGGCAAAAACACGCACAUAUAUUUUGAUGAUUCAACUAUCGUAGAGUCGACAACAAAUAAACAAACUAAUCCAGUUAAUACCACAUCCAUUCGUGAUAAAAAUAAAUCGCCAAAAGUAAUUUUUAAAUGCCAUUUGAAUAAUGAUAUUACAAAGCCUUUGGUUUUUCCUUUACAAGUAAUUAACAGAAGCCGUAAAGCUCGGAAACCUCUAAUAGAUAUUCAAGAAAAUAUACUAUUACCGCCCGCCAAUAUCGACAUCUUAAUCAAAAAUGAACUUGCCAAGCCAUUGAAUAACGAUUUUGAGAAAAACAUUUUGUCUAAUACUUUUGUGGCUGCAGAAAAUUCAAAUAAUGUCGAAGCAGAAGGUGAUAUAGAAAACGUAAAUAAUAUGGAAAGUAACGACCAACUAAAAUCCAAAAAGGACGAUACUAAUAAUAAUUUUGAGCUCACUGAAAAAGCAGAAAUAAACGCAAGCAUCACAAGCGAAUUAGAAAAAUCAAGUGAUUUAGAAUCCACAACAAAACAAGCCAUGGAAGAAAUAAUACAUUCGAGCAAUGAAAGUAAAGAAAAAGCUGAUGAAAAACAUAUCUCAAUUGCAGGCGAAAAUAAUCAAAAUAGAAAGUCGAGUGAGAAUCAUACAAUGACUGAGCCUUCUGGCGAUGAAAGUAAAUCUCAAAAAGAGCCGGCCAACAAUGAAGCUGAAAUAGUCCAAGAAGAAUCAUUCGUUAAAAUAACAGCAAACACAACGGAUGCAUCUAAUAAUUCUUUGGAAUUGGAGGAGAGCUGUGUUAUAGAUUUAGAUGAUGAUGAAGACGUGAUUGAUUUGAGUGACGCUGAUGAUCAACAACAGCCGUUUCAAAUGACGCCGAAUACUUCUAGGCUUUCAGAAACCCUAAACAAAAGCAUUAGCGCAAUGAGCGCCACUGAGAUGCUUCCUUUCUGUACACCACUUACAUCUAUGCCUGCAGUGGGCGAUAUUGUUGUAUUUAAGUUCAAUCGGAGAAGUUUAGAAGAGAAAAAGGAUGUAUCUGAAUACAUAGCUUGUAAAUGCGAACAUAUAAAUCGGCGGACGAAAGUUUUAAAACUCGCCAUAUUAGAUGCAAGUCUCGAAAAGGAUAUUAUUCCACAACAUUACGUCUACAAUUUAGACGAAUCAUUAGGUGAUAGAUUUAUGAGCAUAAAGUUUCCGGAAAUGCUCGAUGCUAAAGUGAUGCAGACUUAGUAGAAUUUGUUUAUGAAGUUUCAAAAAUAAAUUGUUUUUGUGUAAAUGUUGCUCUUUUAUUGCUUUAAAUGACUAUA
Rhagoletis zephyria (snowberry fruit fly) is the source of this 2168-nucleotide messenger RNA. Its product is annotated as coilin-like. The record is from RefSeq and is a predicted model, not a curated record. Lineage: Eukaryota; Metazoa; Arthropoda; Insecta; Diptera; Tephritidae.